Staurois parvus is the source of this 366-nucleotide messenger RNA. NCBI's taxonomy places the organism in Eukaryota, Metazoa, Chordata, Amphibia, Anura, Ranidae. The record is from the annotation of a GenBank genome assembly.
AUGUCCGUGAAAGACAUCCUUCAAAGUCUAGUGGAUGAUGCCAUGGUAGAUUCUGAGCGCAUUGGGACUUCAAAUUACUUUUGGGCUUUUCCUAGCAAGGCUCUCCAUGCUCGGAAGAGAAAGCUGGAGACUCUGGAAAGCCAGGUAACAGAAGCAAAGCAGAAGGAAAGGAGCCUAGAGCAAAAUGCGGAAAAAGCAAGAGUUGGCCGCCAAGAUACAAAUGAAAGAUCAAAGCUGGCAGAGGAAUUGGCACUGUUGAGACAGCAGCGGGACCAGCUAAAAGCAGAACUAGAGCAAUACAAAGAAUGUGAUCCGGAUGUUAUAGACGAUAUACGUAAGUUGUUUUUUUUUUUUUUUUUCCUCUAA